Molecule: messenger RNA, 1026 nt
Organism: Fusarium sp. VM40
Lineage: Eukaryota; Fungi; Ascomycota; Sordariomycetes; Hypocreales; Nectriaceae
Source: the annotation of a GenBank genome assembly
AUGAGCCUCGAUUCAGCCUUUGAUAUUCAGUGUACUUUGGUGUGCUGUUUAUUAUUUGUUGCUUUCGAGGGUAUCAAUGGCCGAUAUGCCGAGUCCAUUCGACACAUCCGAGCUGGAGUUCGAUUACUCUCUUCACCUGCUUUGAUCGAUGCCUCAAGAGAGGAGAAGAGUGUGAUGAAGCUUACAGAAAUGUUCUCUAACCUCGGAGUUGAAGCAUCGAUGUUUAUGGAAGAUACCAUCAUCCCUGACAUCCGGUCAGGUAGUCUUGAUGUUCUCUACGGCACAGAUAUCUCCGACCAGCCAUUCCGGGACCUCGACGAAGCUGCAGGAGCCUUGCGGAAGUUGGACGUCAAGGCAGUCGACAUCAUGGAUCAAGAACCUUGUCCAGAAGACAUAACCCACGGAAGCAGUUGUUCCCGCGACAGCAUGGAGCCAUGGGAGAAGGAAUACUUCGACUCCAUGUGGGAUGAUUUAGACACCAAGUUCGAAGAGUGGAACUCACGGUUCGAGUUGACGAAGAGACACAUCGCCACCUGGGAUUACCAAGACCUACACUCCCCCCAACUCAUCUACCUCACACUACAGCAGAAAUUCUGGCGAAUGUGCAUGACAUGGGAAAGGGAAGAAUGGGCCGAACCCGUCCCUGCAGCCGUGAAACAGUUCCUCGACGCCGCCGACAUCUUCGCCCAAAUAGUCCUCGUCCCCGGCCAAACCAGCUUCUCCCUCGACGGCGACAUGAUUUCCAGUCUCUCCAUGGUCGUGUGGACGUGCUCAGAUCCCAUCCUCCGCCACCGCGCGCUAGAUCUAUUACGUUCGCUGAAUAGACGUGAGGGAGUCUGGGACAGUCGGGAGAUAGUGGAAAUGCACGAGGCGACGCUUGCGCUGGAGGAUCCUACAUCCUGGUAUAGGAAGGAAAUACCAGGUGGAGUUCCGGGGUAUGUAGCUGAGUUGGUCAAGUACUCGAAGAGGGCGAGUUUAUAUAGAUCAGGGCUGUUGGCAUCGGAUUUUGUGCGUAUAACGAGUUAA